Molecule: messenger RNA, 1470 nt
Organism: Rhododendron vialii
Lineage: Eukaryota; Viridiplantae; Streptophyta; Magnoliopsida; Ericales; Ericaceae
Exons: 8
Coding region: 323-1201 (292 amino acids)
Biological process (GO): mitochondrial respiratory chain complex III assembly
Cellular component (GO): mitochondrion
Source: RefSeq, a predicted model, not a curated record
AUUGCUAAAAGAGCUACGUAUCCAUACUCCAAUAAGCAGGAACCGCUACAUAAAAUUCUCCCCAAAGCCUACAAUGAACUCAGCUCUCUGCUCGACCCUCUCUUUCUCUCCUCGCUUCAAUGAACUCUCCCUCCUCCUCUGCCAUUCAUUUCUCUCUCCUAACUUUCUGCCCUUAGAUCUCUUUUUCUGCUCUUCAUCCCUCGCGCCCUUGACCAUUACGUUCUAGGGCUUAGCCUUCUAAUCAACCAAUCGUAAAAAAAACGAACGACGCACUUUGGAAAAUCACAACCCGACUCCAGCACGAAUCAGGUUAAAGGCCGCCAUGUUUUCGAGAUGGAGCAGAGCCGUGACGUAUCUCUAUAGGGUUGGACCACAGAAGGACGUGGUAAUCAGGAGAGAUUUCUGUUCUCUCUCGGGCCGAGGGUAUUCGAAAGUGGCUGCCACUGCUGAGGUGCCGGCAGGGGUGGAUUCCGGUGAGAAAGGCCAUGCGAAUAUGCCGGAGGUAAACUUGAAUAAGAUGUUUUGGGCUAAACCCCGUUCAUUGGCUUUGGCCGCUGAUUCCCCAUUACGAGUUGAAGAGCCAAAGUAUGAGGGCAUCAGGCAUAUAAUUUUCAAGCUGCUGCUAUUUUAUAGUAAACAAAGCAAGUCCAUUCGAGGGGCAAAUGUUGUUUACCGCCGCAUCGUUUCACAAGUUGAUAAACCUGCCAUUUAUAAUGUAUUUAGCCUGGAGAAGACCUUCAAAAUGACAUUCUCUUUGCUCGUGCUUCACAUGUGGCUUUGCUUACGCCGGUUGAAACAAGAGGGAAAUGAAGGUGUUGAGUUUGGGCAGUACUUGUACGAGUUAUACAAUCAUGAUGUAGAGAUGCGAGUAUCUAAGGCUGGGGUUAACUUACUAUUGACUAGAUGGAUGAAGGAUUUGGAGAAGAUAUUUUAUGGAAAUAUUGUUGCUUAUGAUGCUGCCCUGCUACCAGAAGCUAAACAAGAGGAGUUGGAAAAUGUGCUGUGGAGGAAUGUGUUCUCCGAUGAUGGCUCAUCAAUACCAGAUGAUUCUGGUUUACGUGCAGUUCAGGCUAUGUCAAGGUAUGUUCGCAGGGAAUCUACUUGCCUCUCGUUAACAGAAAAAGAAGCUUUAUUUUCUGGGAACUUUAUGUUCACGUCAUUGGAGAAUUCGUCGAGCCAUAUGCCAAAGAAUACAGCAUAGAACAGUCUGAGACGAGAUUAUGGCAACAUGUUGACACAAUUAGGGGGAUCCUAUGGUGGUUCAUUGGAUAUAUAAGUAGGCAGGAUUUCGGAUUGCACACGAGAGUAAUGAAUAUGAAGGCAUCUUUUUAUUCUUUCUUUUUUUAGAGAAGGGAUCUCUUUGUUCACCAUGGAUAUAUUUGUAUGUUUGCUGAAGAAAGUGAUUUGUUGGGUACUUGACUUUCGGUUACUCAAUAUCAGCUGGUUGAAUAAUGAGACCUUUUAUGAUGA